Aaosphaeria arxii CBS 175.79 is the source of this 2050-nucleotide messenger RNA. RefSeq lists its product as uncharacterized. The record is from RefSeq and is a predicted model, not a curated record. The coding region runs from base 19 to 1887 and encodes 622 amino acids. Gene Ontology annotation, molecular function: endoplasmic reticulum signal sequence receptor activity; 7S RNA binding; signal recognition particle binding. Gene Ontology annotation, cellular component: signal recognition particle, endoplasmic reticulum targeting. The transcript has 3 exons. Gene Ontology annotation, biological process: SRP-dependent cotranslational protein targeting to membrane. NCBI's taxonomy places the organism in Eukaryota, Fungi, Ascomycota, Dothideomycetes, Pleosporales.
CAAGGUUCCCCAGGCGCAAUGGACAUCACCAAAUUCGUUUCAGGGUAUCGGGAAACCGCUUUCCUCCUAGGGGACUAUGCUACCUACAGAGCGCAGCUUUCCAGGCGAUUGCGUAUUGUACGGAAGAAAUUAGGCCGGGCGACACAUAAAAAUGCGAAGUAUUCCGCAAAGGCGCCCGUUACAGCCGAGGAGAUUGCGAAGAACAUUGAGUUCUUGCAUCUGUUACUUCUUACAUCAGAGCGAGCAUGGGCGCACGCGAUGCUCAUGAAAACCGCACACUCGGAAGAUAAUGCAGACAAGAACAUUACUGGCUCGACACGACAGCACAUCAUCUCGCGACUGAACAAGGCCGUCAAAACAGCAGAGGAGAUUGUUACACUAGUUUCUAAUGCAUCAGCCAGCGGAGCAACGGAUAUCGAUAUAUUGGAAGCCAGAGCAUACUAUUAUUCGCUAGCUGGUGCCGAGCAGUUUGAAAAACAGGCAGAGGGCAUUAAAGGCAGCAAUGCUCCCUCUGAUCGCUGGACGGCUUGCUUGAAACAUUACUCUGCUGCUCGGGUCAUCUACAGCGCGCUCCUGAAACAUACGAAGCAAGAUCUUUUCAAAGAAGUUCUUGCGGGCACUACCGAUCCUAGCAUUCGAUACGCCGCAUAUCAACACCGCAUUCCUCGUACUGUCGGCGUUCCCGCCGUUUCGAGAAAGUUUUUCCCCAAAGAUGAUGGUGAUCUGGUCAAAGCUGUCGAGAGUGUGGAUCCUCAGGCACUGCAAGAGGAGGAGGCAAGCCCACAGGGUUCUACAAUCACAUGGCGCAAUCGAAAUGCCAAUAUAGUAGAUGCCGCUAUCGGACAAGCCCUGGUCGCUGUUGACACAGCUUCUCAGAACCUUGAUACCCUCACGGAAUCAGCAUCCCCGAAAGACAAAUCGGCUGCUUACGACGACGUUCUCAUUGCAAGUCAAGAUGCCGUGGAUGCAACAAGACGAGCUAUCGAAGAGUUGGAAAAGGAGGGCGUCGACGAAGGCGACUCGCGGAUGCAGGAUCUCCGCGUAACAAGCCUCGCAGUCAACUACGACUUGAUCGCGUGGCGUGUUGGGCGCAACAGAGUACUCAUCGGCUCCGACGAUGGAAUUUCGUUUUCGAAGGGCGUGCAGCACAAACCACGACGACCGCGUAAAGACGGGAAGGAAUGGAGCGAGCAGGAAGAACCAACUGGUCGCAAGUUGGCUAGGCUCCGGGAGCGUGUUGCGCUGUACGAUGCUAUCCUGCAAAGUAUAGACUCAGUCAAGGAGUUGAGGGGUGCCGUUCGCGAUGCCGGCUUCAUCGCUGAGCUCGAUGGCCAACGUGCAUAUUUCCAGGCCCUGAAGUGCCUGAAUCUCUCACAUUCCCAUGCUUUCUUGGCCGCCCCCAAGCAAGCACUAGCACUCAGCAACCGCGCCCUCACUCUAGCAUCGCAGGCUGUGUCUGCACCGCGACCGGCGCCGACAUCCUCCAAGGCAUCCAAACUCGCAGUGUCCGAGCAACAGGCACAAACCCUGAAGGAGAACCUCACCAAACUGACAUCCCAUUAUCGCGGUGUCGUCGCGCUGGGUCUUGUCUCUGGCACCUCCGACGCCGCAGCCAAAUCCAAAUCCGUCUCCGCACCAGUCGUCGAACGUCUCAACGAGUACCCUGCAUCCGGCACCGUGGACGUCAAUAACCUCGUAUCAUGGCCUCCGAAGCUCAAGCCCGUGCCGGUCAAACCACUCUUCUACGACGUGGCGUGGAAUUUCAUCGAGUACCCCGGUCGCAGCGCUGCGGCACCCGAACCAGAGCCCGAAAAGAUGGAAGUCGACGAGAAGAAGGAGGAGCCACCGAAAGCUGCGAAGAAGGGCUGGUUUGGAUUCGGUCGGUAGAACCGAUAAUUGUCUUCUCAGCCAGACACGUAUUAGAAGAAGCUUAGGUGCCUUGCUUGUGCGUCAAUGGUUCAUACGCCGCGUCGCAGAGGUUUAAAUACAAAUACAUUCUAGAUACGUUGUAGCUUACUCCACGUAGUAGCUUAAAAACAUCUAAUAGCCA